AUGCUCAGAGACACGCUGACAGACAGAGCUGCGAGCUGACCUCCAGCACGUUCACAGCUUCUCUGAACUUGGUUCAUGCUGCCGCUCCUCUGACAGAAGAAAAGAAGACACACACAGACCUCCGUGGGGGAGCUCAGAUAAAGACGUUCCUUCAGUCUUGGAGUGGCGCUGUCACACACUGAUAUACAAACACAUAUUUAGAGCAAGGCACACACAUUUCCUAAAAAAUUGACACACACCUCUCACAUAAACACAAACUCAGGGGAGCAAACAGUCUCUUUCUUUCUAGCUCGCUCAGCUGCUCUCUCUCUCUCUCUCUCUCUUUCCCCCUCCCAUCCACACACACACGCACACACACACACACACACACGCACACACACACCACUACAGUAUAUCAGAGAGUGACUAGCGGAAAGCCAGAGGGGAGUGCAGAAAUGAAUGUGAAGAUCCUGACGCUGGUGAUUGUGCUCUUGGUGUCUCUGCUGUGUUCUGCCGGUGCUGGUCCUAUGGCCUCCACGGAGCAUGGCAAAGACCUGGGAGAAACAGCUACUGUGAAAAAAAUGGUUCAGCAAAAUCCAGCGAGAGGCGGCCAGCCCCAAAGACCAGCUGGUUGGAAGAGAAGACGCCCACGGCCCCGUCUCUCCCACAAGGGGCCAAUGCCAUUCUAGAGCAAGGCACUGCUUUGUGCACCCUCCCCCAGGUUCUGAUUUCUAUGCUCUUCCUUUGCCUUGGGGGGCCUUGCAAUGAAGGGCUUUCGCGAGCCCAGCCUGAAGAGUGAUAUCCAUAGCAUCUGCUGGUUCUUCAAGCAACUCUGUCCCUAAAACACCUGGGCAAGCCGGUCACCCUUAGCUCUAAGAGGAAUAAGGGGCAGGGAAAGGGGUGGGGGAAUAUUGAUCCCGAGCUACCAAGCUCUAUUUCUCUGUCUCUCUUACUCGUAUUUCCUCACUGCUUAUCUAUCUCUGUCUUCUCCCAGUAAUUUUUUUUUUCAAUUUUCAUAUUAUUUGCUUGAUAGAGCCCAAUCAUAGUGAUCUCACACACUUUGCAUGACAUGUGGUGGAGAGGGAGCCCGGUCAUAACAGUCCGAGUCUUAAAGCAUCUGUCACUUCACCAGGAUGCGGUAUGUCUCGGAUCCAAGGUUACAGCAGCCGCUGGUUUCUUUGCUGUAUAGCUACAUGUACUUAACGGCUUGGCUCGAGGCUGAGAGCGGCAUACACGCAGAAGGGCAGUGUCAUUUUUAACAGUUGACAUAAACAAAGUUUAGUUCCCAUUCUCUGAAUGUCUGCUGCGAAAAGAAACAGUUAAUAGCGAUUCAAGCCAAAACAAGUUAUCUAAGUGACACCAUAACCAUCACCUAAUUAUCAUUACCAAUGGUGCUUAGGACCGCCUGACGUUAGUACGUCCACAUGCAAGCUAAAGCCGAAAUGAUCACACACUGUCGGAACAAUCUGUUUAAGUGACAGAAUAAUUCCCUAAUGUAGAAUAUUCUGUAAUCCAAAGCCUAUUUUGGUGUUUCCAAACUCAUUAUCACUUUGGGAAGGGGCUUUACUGACAGGCUCAAGGUUACUCUAACACCUUGAAUGAGUGCUUCAACCCCAAAAUCCCAAUCUUGUUCCCAGCCUCCCCACCACAGUGCUGCCCUGUGCAGCUGCUAUACACGACUGUUAACUGGCAGUGGCGGCCUGCUCCACCAACAGACUGCCUUGCCUUUUAAUGAAGUGCCAAAUAAUACCGUUCUACACAAUGCUGCCAGGAACUGAGAACUGAAAGGUUAGGAAGAAAUGAGAAACACAUUACCUCUUGUUUGAAGUCUUAAUACACUGAUACAUUAUGCAUUUAAAAGUUCAUAGAAUAUCCCACUUCAAGUAAUUUCCACAAAGGCGAUUGGAAUUAGAUUAAAAAAGGAGCCAUUUCAAAGCAAACAUCAUCUGUGGUAACAUUUUAAAAAACUAUACUCAAAGGCUCUGUUUUUUGAAUAUGUUCAUCCUUUGACCCUUUUUUUGACCAAACGCUAUGCCUUUCCAUCGUACUGGAAUUUAUAACUUUUAUAUGUUACUCCUAUGUUAUAGUUUCCUUUUUUUUCUCAGGGUGCUGUCAUAGAUGCUUUCACUAGAGCAGCCUUUUCUGUGCAUUUAUUUGACGAAUCACCAGAAACCAGAACAUUUAAAACGUAUGAGCAUAUUUUUGUGUACUGUAUCUUUACUCUCCUUUAUAUAUAUAGCCAAGACCAUUUUCAUUCGUUUCUAAUCAUGUUCUCCCUAAAUCAUGUUGGUUACAGUUGGCUUUCUAGGCGGCCCUUCCAUAGCACAGGUGGUCAUGGCUUUGAUCAUGACGCUCAUUAAAUCCCAGAGUUAAUCUUUCUCAGAUGGAUCUCCCCAAGGUGGGCCAGGGCCACUUGUCUGAGCUCGUUUUUAAAUUGACUUAGACUACAACUACACCCUUCCCCCUUUUCAAUCUCCAAACUCCCAUUGAUUCACGUGUUACCAUGUAACAUAUUGAGGACUGUGACCGUUGCAAUCAUUCUUACUGGAGUUUUUCUUUUGCUUUGAUUAUAGAGAAAGUUUGAAUGCCAAUUGCUUGCAAUUCAAGCUCCUAGAAAAUUGGUAACUGGUUAACCUAGAUCUUCAAUAUGUUUCCCUCUCGCCAUGUCUCAUGCAAAUAUUAUAAUAAAAUACCUUCUUCCAGCAUGAGAAGCUUUUAUUAAGAGAGCAUCUAAAAAUCACAGUGGUAAUCCGCCCAGCCAAGCUCACCUCGAUUAAAAAUGUAUUAAAUCCUAGGGCCCUGUGAAGUGUAAUAAUUUUAGUCCCCCUAUUAUUUUUUCAUACCCUCACAGACAGAGAUGUAGAUUUCAUUAAUGCUCUUCGGGAGUGAGACAGCUUUGCUCAGGAUGUCUCAUGUAUUAUCGGGGAAGAUAAUAGGAAAAUAUGAGCUGGGAAUGAAAGUUCAAAGCUGCAGGAGUUGGGAUGCUGAAAGUAGACUGGGUCAUGGCAAAGGGUUCAAAUGGACCGCCCCCCACCCCAUCUCAGAAGUUAUCGUUCCGGAGCCGAGCAACGUCUGUAUCCGCACUGUUCUUCAUGAAUGUAUCCUAACCAUCUGCACCAGCCAUGCUGCCCUUUCAGAAACCAGAGCAAACUGAUGUUUGUGUGAAUUAUCCUUUUCUUUUUCCUUUCUUUUUACCUUGACCUGGUUAUCAGUUUAACCCAAAUAUCAAAAAAACCAAAUGUCAUUCAAAUCCAAAGCUUCUGUCGUCAACAACUCCCAACAAAUGGACGUGGCUUUGCUCCAAGACUUCUCUGUAUGGGUUUGCAAGGCUGCACUUUUGCAAUUCCAUUAUGCUGCUGGAAAAAUACACCCUGAAAACAAGAGUUUGGAAUGGUUUUCCAGUGUAUUGUGACAAUUUUUUUGUCUGAUUCUUGUCUAGCUGGUUGUCCAAAGCUUACUUUUGAAUACAGUGUGAAAAGCUGUAUCUUUUGUGGAUGUAACAAAAUAGAAAAGUAGUCUGCAGCACAAUAUGUCGUGGACACGUGAAAGCAUUCAGGCAUUCUUUUCUUUUAGACCAUAGCUCACAGCCCUACCCUGCACAUCAGGUUAAUGGGCCUGCCUGUGUAGAAGGACAAGUAUGUCCAAGCUCAUUUUGAAAUGUUAAACCAAUACAAUAUGCUCGGGGAGCAAAACCAUUUUCUUUAAUGGAGGUUUCCAGCAAGGCUUACAUAAGAGAAACAGUUCCUAUCCUUUCAAUCUUUUCUCUCCAAUUCCUCGUCUCUGUGAUCAUCACAAGGCCUGAGUGAUGUUCCUAUGCACUUGUUAGCAUGUUUUACUGGUAGAAAAUCGUUUGUUCAGAGAAGUUGCCCCCUCUGUAUUUAGUUUUAUUUUGGUUCAAAUGCAUUUGGCAGGGAGUUUGUAAGAAGCAAGGAUGAGCACAGAGAUAGAUGUGUUACUGGUGGAAAUAAGAAUAAAAGCUAGAAGCAGAUUUUAAAACAUUAGCUUAGCCAUUGAUUUCUAUAUCCUGACAGGCAUGGAGACAGCAGCCUCCUGUAAAAUGACAAAAGUGUUUUUUUAUCCAUUUUUUCCUUUCUGUUCUCUACCAGACAAAAUCCCUUUGAAAUCUCUCAAGCAUUUCAUUGAUUGCAGAAAUGCAAACAAAGUUAGCACACAACACAUUCCACGUGUUUUCCUCAAAGCCCUUCAAACUGUAUCAUGUUGGCUUUCAGAGUGGGUGUCUGCAGGAUCAAGUGGCCGAUAUUCAAUUAAACUGAUACAAAGUUUUCCACUGGCCGGCCAAUCCAAAAGAUAACUAGAUUCCUACUCCCGUGAGAAAUGACGAUGAGCUGUCAUUAUCUCGGAGCACUGAAAUGAGACUGCCUCCACCCAGAAUAGCACAGGCCCCUCCUGGCUUUGUUGCGACACAUUCUCCGUCUUUGUAACCACUGUGUCCAGAAACACUCACAUGCAGAAAAACUGAAGGAGAAAUGUAGUCCAUGGGUUUACACAGCAUCACAAUAGUGUUACUUGGUCUCGAGCAGAUACCAUCUGAAAGACAAUGUAUUACUUCAAAAAAUUAUAUUCUGUUUAUGGUGUGUGCUCCUAUUACUCACCAGGCCAAAUGUACAGUCCCUGUCUCUGUUUUGAUGUUGAACUGGGCAAAAAUAAAUGACAUGAAUAAAUAAAUAAAACAAGUGUAUCAGAAAUGGUUGAAAUACUGUGUACAUAUAUUUGAACUUUCAGUUUCUAAUUUAUAAAAAAUAAGCUUUAGCUCUUGGAGUACUUAUUUUAUUUUUUCCUUUCAUGCGUAGCUUUGUGUUUUUAUUUUCUAUUUCUGUAAAGUGUGUAAAUAUAUCUUUAUGAUAAUAAGUAAUAUUAAAAAUCUUAUUUUAAGAGAAA
Messenger RNA from Oryzias latipes (Japanese medaka), 4878 nucleotides. It is a transcript of the gene apln, whose product is annotated as apelin. Gene Ontology annotation, biological process: signal transduction. The record is from RefSeq and is a predicted model, not a curated record. Lineage: Eukaryota; Metazoa; Chordata; Actinopteri; Beloniformes; Adrianichthyidae. Gene Ontology annotation, molecular function: apelin receptor binding; hormone activity.